AUGGUCAAUAUGACAAUAAACGGUGGCAAGAAAAUAAAACGGAGGUCCGCAAAGUUUAGUCAAGAUGCCGCCAAGGUCCCGCUAAUAGUUUUUGGAGCAGGAAUGUUUGGAAAAGAUGGCGUAAAUCUUAAAGGAAACAAAUGCGGUGCUACUGGUGUUCUGUUGAGAGCGAUUAAGAGGAGGGAGAAAGAAGAAUUAACCUCCCAACCUCCAGAACCAAGAAGCCCACAGCCAACAAUCACAACAAAGUGGAAAAGGGUCUUUGAAGAAGGUUUGCAGCUCCUUGAAGAUGAAUAUGUUACAAAGAAGGCUCGAUUGAAUGAAUUGGGCAGUCGAAUCAAGGAAAUCAUGGAGGAACGUCAGGGUAUUUUGGUGGAAAUUGAAGACUUUGAAAAAAAGAAGAAGCUCACGAAAGAAAUCAUCUCUUGA
Molecule: messenger RNA, 429 nt
Organism: Cokeromyces recurvatus
Lineage: Eukaryota; Fungi; Mucoromycota; Mucoromycetes; Mucorales; Mucoraceae
Exons: 4
Coding region: 1-429 (142 amino acids)
Source: RefSeq, a predicted model, not a curated record